Messenger RNA from Aspergillus costaricaensis CBS 115574, 291 nucleotides. Its product is annotated as Con-6 family protein. Gene Ontology annotation, cellular component: cytoplasm. Lineage: Eukaryota; Fungi; Ascomycota; Eurotiomycetes; Eurotiales; Aspergillaceae. The record is from RefSeq and is a predicted model, not a curated record. The transcript has 3 exons. Bases 1 to 291 code for a protein of 96 amino acids.
AUGUCCUCCACCGAAGACAGACUCAACGCUCUGCGUGGCUAUAAGGCUACCCUAAAUAAUCCUAAUACCUCCGACGAGGCGAAGCAGAAUGCUCAGGCCAUGAUCGAGCAACUCGGCGGAGAUCAGCCCCGGGAGGAACUCUACAACCUCCGCGGUGACGCUACUAAGGACCCUAACCGCGUGGCUGGUGGCUUAAAGGCAGCUCAAAGCAACCCUGGAGUCUCGCAACAGGGAAAGAAGGCAGCGGGCCAGAAACUGGGACAGCUUUCGGGUGAAGCUCCUGAAGAGUAA